Messenger RNA from Medicago truncatula (barrel medic), 3149 nucleotides. Its product is annotated as homeobox-leucine zipper protein HDG2. The record is from RefSeq and is a predicted model, not a curated record. Gene Ontology annotation, molecular function: lipid binding; DNA-binding transcription factor activity, RNA polymerase II-specific; DNA binding. Bases 464 to 2668 code for a protein of 734 amino acids. The transcript is spliced from 13 exons. Lineage: Eukaryota; Viridiplantae; Streptophyta; Magnoliopsida; Fabales; Fabaceae. Gene Ontology annotation, biological process: regulation of DNA-templated transcription.
CUCUUCCAUUUCUUCCUCUAUCUGUUCCCCACUCUCUCUCUUUCUUCCUUCAAUGCUCUCUCUCUCUCUCUAAAAAACAACCGUUUCUUUCUUCUAACCUUUCACUUUUUUAUUCCCAUUUUAACCUUCUCAAAACCAGCAUCUCUCUUCUUUUCUCAACAAGUUUAUAGUAUAGUCUUAACAUAGAUCUAUAUCUUCUUCUUUCAACUCUUUAUAUCAUUCAUUUCUGGUUAAGUUUUGUAAGAAAGAGAUAAUCCUGAACUGAAAAAGGAGCAAACUCUUGCAGAUUAUAAGCAAGAAAAAAGAGAAAGAAGCAUGCUUUAUGUGAUAAAGAUUAGUAACGUUGGUGUGUUUAGAUCAACAUCAUUUUUGAUUCUAACUCUUUGACAGGUUGGUAGUUUGAAGAACUACAACAAGGCUUGGGAAUUAUAAGAUCUGAAGAUAGAUAAGAAGACAGAAAACAAUGUUUCAGUCAAACCUCUUGGAAGCUGGUCAGUUCCAUCCAUUAGAGAUGAUGCAAAACACUUCAGAAAGCGAUGUUCCUCGAAUUCGAGAAGAUGAAUUCGAAAGUGGCACCAAAUCUUGCAGUGAAAACCAUGAAGGUGGUGCUGCUUCUGGUGAAGAACAAGGACCACGUCCUAAAAGAAAACGUUACCACCGCCACACUCAGCACCAGAUCCAAGAAAUGGAAUCUUUCUUCAAGGAGUGUCCACACCCAGAUGACAAGCAAAGGAAGGAGUUAAGCAGAGAGUUAGGGCUUGAGCCUUUGCAAGUCAAGUUUUGGUUUCAAAACAAAAGGACUCAAAUGAAGACACAACAUGAACGUUCGGAGAAUUCUCAGUUAAGAGCAGAUAAUGAAAAGCUUAGAGCUGAUAACAUGAGGUAUAGAGAAGCUCUUAGCAAUGCUUCAUGUCCUAAUUGUGGUGGUCCAACAGCUAUAGGUGAAAUGUCAUUUGAUGAACAUCAUUUGAGGCUUGAAAAUGCAAGGCUAAGAGAAGAGAUUGAUAGAAUUUCAACAAUGGCAGCGAAGUACGUUGGGAAGCCAGUGGUGAACUACUCAAACAUUUCACCAUCUCUCCCACCACGUACGGAAAUUGGUUUCGGCAACCCACAAGGGAUUGGUACUAUGGACAUGUAUGGAGCCAGUGGAGAUAUUCUAAGGUCAAUUAGUGGGCCGACCGAAGCUGACAAACCAAUUAUAAUAGAAUUAGCUGUUGCAGCUAUGGAAGAGCUUAUUGGGAUGGCUCAAAUGGGUGAUCCUCUUUGGCUAAGAACUACACCUGAAGGAGCUGCUACCGUGCUUAAUGAAGAUGAAUAUGUUAGGUCGUUUCCUCGUGGGAUUGGACCUAAACCUAAUGGUUUCAAAUGUGAAGCUUCGAGGGAAUCUAGCGUUGUUAUCAUGAAUCAUGUCAACCUUGUUGAGAUUCUCAUGGAUGUGAACCAAUGGUCAACAGUGUUUGCUGGAAUUGUUUCAAGAGCUGUGACUGUGGAGGUGUUGUCAACUGGAGUGGCAGGAAACUACAAUGGUGCUUUACAAGUGAUGACAGCAGAGUUUCAAGUACCUUCACCCCUUGUGCCGACUCGUGAGAGUUACUUUGUAAGGUAUUGUAAACAACAUCCUGACGGGACAUGGGCAGUUGUGGAUGUGUCUUUGGAUAAUCUGCGCCCGAGUCCUUCAUCUAGAUGUAGAAGAAGGCCUUCUGGUUGCUUAAUUCAAGAGAUGCCAAAUGGUUACUCAAAGGUGACAUGGGUUGAGCAUGUAGAAGUGGAUGAGAGGGGUGUUCAUAAUCUAUACAAGCAACUUGUUAACACUGGAGAUGCAUUUGGUGCAAAACGUUGGGUUGCGACUUUAGAUCGACAAUGUGAAAGACUUGCUAGCUCCAUGGCAACAAACAUUCCCACCGUUGAUGUUGGGGUGAUAACAAACCAAGAAGGGAGGAAGAGUAUGUUGAAACUGGCAGAGAGAAUGGUGAUAAGUUUCUGUGGUGGAGUGAGUGCUUCAACAGCACACACAUGGACAACACUGUCUGGAACAGGAGCCGAUGAUGUGAGAGUGAUGACUCGUAAGAGUGUCGAUGAUCCUGGAAGACCUCCUGGUAUUGUUCUUAGUGCUGCUACUUCUUUUUGGCUUCCUGUUCCACCAACACAAGUUUUUGAAUUUCUUCGUAACGAGAACUCCAGAACUGAGUGGGAUAUUCUUUCUAAUGGUGGAGUUGUCCAAGAAAUGGCGCACAUUGCAAAUGGACGAGAUACUGGAAAUUGUGUGUCUCUCCUUAGAGUAAAUAGUCCAAAUUCGAGCCAGAGCAACAUGUUAAUACUACAAGAGAGUGUAACAGAUGCAACAGGCUCAUUUGUUAUCUAUGCGCCAGUAGAUAUGGUUGCUAUGAAUGUAGUUCUAAAUGGAGGAGAUCCAGAUUAUGUUGCACUUCUUCCAUCAGGAUUUGCUAUCCUCUCUGAUGGAAAUGGAAAUGGAGUCGGCGGUGAAACUGGAGGAGGAGUAGGAGCUGGUGCUGGUGGUGGUGGAUCCCUUCUGACCGUCGCUUUUCAAAUCUUGGUUGAUUCUACUCCAACUGCUAAACUCUCUCUUGGAUCAGUUGCUACUGUUAAUAGUCUUAUCGCUUGUACUGUUGAGAGAAUCAAAGCUUCUUUAUCUGGUGAAAGUGCUUAGUUGAGCUUCAAGACUAAUAAUGGAUUUUGAGCUUACAAGGAUGAAGAGGUUGCAUUGCUUAUGGAAAAAAAAUCAAAAGGUGGUGAGGAACUUAAUUAGGCUUAAUUUACAAGAAUGGGAUGAAGUCAAGAGCGCACCUUGCAAGAUCCUUUCUAAGAGGAUUUAAUUAUAAGGUUCGGGAAUUGACUUCCCCUAGGUAUAUUAAAUGUUGACCUAACCCUAUGUGACCUUACUACCCAAUCAAAAUUUCUUUUGGACUAAUUAGAUAUGGUUAGGACCAGUCUUUUGUUUAGCCUAGGCUAUAGUUUUGAAGUAUCAUUUAAUUGUUAUUUAUGUGUUUUAGAAGCAUUAUGUGAGGUUUGAACCUAAGACACACCAUUGCUUUAAUUUCUCAUUAUAACUCUUUUCCUCUUUAGGAUUUUGAAAUUGAUUUGUUUCAUUCCUCCAAGUGAUAUUGACGUAUAUUUGUCUUGUGAUUUAA